This is a messenger RNA of Hevea brasiliensis (rubber tree), 2133 nucleotides long. Its product is annotated as protein LIKE EARLY STARVATION, chloroplastic. Gene Ontology annotation, molecular function: starch binding. Gene Ontology annotation, biological process: starch metabolic process; regulation of starch metabolic process. Lineage: Eukaryota; Viridiplantae; Streptophyta; Magnoliopsida; Malpighiales; Euphorbiaceae. The record is from RefSeq and is a predicted model, not a curated record. Bases 214 to 1983 code for a protein of 589 amino acids. The transcript has 4 exons. Gene Ontology annotation, cellular component: starch grain; chloroplast stroma.
UUUCACUUUCUAAAAAAAAACAAAAAGAAGAGAGAAGAAAAAAAAAAAAAAAAAAGAGAAAAUCGAAACGAUAGAUUACGCUUCACUCAAUCAAGCGCUAACUUCGAGAGCUAACUCCAGAAAAGAAAAUAAAUUAAAAUCCACCGCCGCUCGCUCACUUCCAAGUCCCAUAUCUCGCUGAUCACACGACGUCCGUGUUUCUUUCAAACCAAAAUGGCGUCCAAACUCGGCGCUUGCUCACGCGCAACCACACGCUAUGCUCAUUUCCAGAAAACUGGGAAACCCCUGUUUUUACCUCUGGAACAAUCCCUAUUCGCCGAUAAAUCGAGAACCAGGAUCGUUGGAAGCUCGAGAAUUAGGGCUUCGAAUGAUGGGAACUCGUACCUGGACAUGUGGAAGAACGCCGUCGAUCGCGACAAGAAGACUGUUGAGUUCCAAAGAAUCACUGAAAGAGUGUCCGGAACCGACAAUGGUAAUGAUGCUGAUAAUGAUGGUGGUUGGAACAUGAAUUUGGAGAAGAAAAGCGAAGAUUUUAAGAAGAUUUUGGAUGUUUCCAAGGAGGAGAGGGACCGCACUCAGCGAAUGCAGGUCAUUGAUCGGGCCGCGGCAGCGAUUGCGGCUGCUCGUGCCAUACUGAAGGAUAGGCAGUCUGGAAAUGAUAAGGCAAAUGACGACGGAGCUAGUAGCAAUUUAACCCGUGAACGCGGAGGCGGAGCGGAAAAUAAUCAAGACGCUUUAAAUAAUGGAAGCGUUUUUCCCUCUCCAUCUGAGACUUCUGGAAAUGGAGUACCUGGGCCAGAUUUUUGGUCUUGGACACCUCCUCCUGGUACUGAGAAGACUCAAUAUGACGCUGACUUGUUGGAAGCUAAAAGAUCUUUGAUAUCUCCUAUUUUGGCAAGCCCUGUGGCAAUGAAAGAGCGAUGUUUGGAUUUUCUCAAUAUUCCACUUGAAAGUAAACUCUCAGAGAGUAGCUCCAACCCUCCUAUUCCUCCUUUGCAAUCACUGAUGGAGGUUAAAAAAGAAGAGGUCUCCAUAUCUAGUCCUGAUAUGCCUUCUCUAAAAGAGGAAGAGCAAGAACUUAAUCUUUUAUUUCAUGCACAUGAACUGGAAGCGGCUUAUGUUCUUGAUGAAGUUGACGAUGAAUUUUCUGGAGUAGAUCCAAAUGGAUCGAGGUGGUGGAAGGAGACAGGAAUUGAGCAAAGACCUGAUGGUGUUAUUUGCAGGUGGACUAUGACCAGGGGUGCUAGUGCUGACCAAGAUGUUGAGUGGCAAGAGAAGUUUUGGGAAGCUUCUGAUGAGUUUGGUUAUAAGGAACUUGGUUCAGAGAAAUCAGGAAGAGAUGCUACUGGAAAUGUAUGGCGUGAGUAUUGGAGAGAAUCAAUGUGGCAGGAAUCUGGGCUUAUGCAUAUGGAGAAAACUGCAGACAAGUGGGGGAAGAAUGGAAGAGGUGAUGAGUGGAAAGAGGAAUGGUGGGAACAUUAUGAUGCCUCCAACCAAGCUGAGAAAUGGGCACAUAAGUGGUGCACUGUUGACCCAACCACACGGCUUGAGGCUGGUCAUGCUCAUGUAUGGCAUGAAAGGUGGGGUGAGAAGUAUGAUGGACAUGGUGGCACCAUAAAAUACACUGACAAAUGGGCUGAGCGAUGUGAGGGUGAUUGCUGGACAAAGUGGGGUGAUAAAUGGGAUGAACAUUUUGAUCCAAAUGGUCGCGGUGUCAAGCAAGGGGAGACGUGGUGGGAAGGUAAGCAAGGAGAACGGUGGAAUCGCACUUGGGGUGAGCGCCAUAAUUGUUCUGGAUGGGUUCACAAGUAUGGAAAGAGCAGCAGUGGGGAGCACUGGGACACACACGUGGCGCAGGAGACAUGGUACGAGAGAUUCCCACAUUUCGGUUUCUAUCACUGCUUUGAUAACUCAAUCCAGCUCCGGGAAGUUCCAAAGCCGUCUGACCGUCAUGAAGUUCUGAAGCCAUCUGACCUACAUUAAGCAUAAAUUUUGUGUUUUCUUCUAUAUGUUUUAUCAUCCAUUACUUUUCUGCCUUCAUUAAUUUAUAAUUCCUUGCAGACUGAACUAGUAUUGCACAUAAGUCACAGAAACCCUUUUUCAUGAAUUGCAUCAUAUUUUCUUUUGUCAAAA